Mustela erminea (ermine) is the source of this 3438-nucleotide messenger RNA. It is a transcript of the gene LARP4, whose product is annotated as La ribonucleoprotein 4. The record is from RefSeq and is a predicted model, not a curated record. Lineage: Eukaryota; Metazoa; Chordata; Mammalia; Carnivora; Mustelidae. Gene Ontology annotation, molecular function: mRNA 3'-UTR binding. Gene Ontology annotation, biological process: positive regulation of translation. Gene Ontology annotation, cellular component: cytosol; cytoplasmic stress granule.
GUGGAGGGGCCAGGCGAGUGUCCUUAACCUAGCGUUUGGGGCUCGGGCCUUUAAGCCCGUUGGAGUCGCGGCGGCGAGAACGACUGGGCCGAGCGGAGGACGACAUGUUGCUCUUCGUGGAGCAGGUAACAUCUAAAGGAACUGGUUUAAAUCCUAAUGCCAAAGUAUGGCAAGAAAUUCCUCCUGGAAAUAGUGAUGCCACUCAAGUAACUCAUGGAACUGAAAGCUCUUGGCAUGAAACAGCAGCCACGUCAGGGUCUCAUCCUGAGGGUAAUACAGAGCUUUCUGAUGAUAUGUGUAAGGAAUAUGAAGUAAUGUAUUCAUCUUGUGAAACCACCAGAAAUACUAUAAGCAUUGAAGAAUCCACUGAUGGAAUGAUUUUAGGGCCAGAAGAUCUGAGUUACCAAAUAUAUGACAUUUCUGGAGAAAGUAAUUCAGCAAUUUCUACAGAAGACCUAAAAGAAUGUCUGAAGAAACAAUUGGAAUUCUGUUUCUCCCGAGAAAAUUUGUCAAAGGAUCUUUACCUGAUAUCUCAAAUGGACAGUGAUCAGUUCGUACCAAUUUGGACAGUUGCCAAUAUGGAAGAAAUUAAAAAGCUGACCACAGACCCUGAUCUAAUUCUUGAAGUGUUGAGAUCUUCUCCUAUGGUACAAGUUGAUGAAAAGGGCGAGAAAGUGAGACCAAGUCAUAAGCGUUGUAUUGUGAUUCUUAGAGAGAUUCCUGAAACAACACCUAUCGAGGAAGUUAAAGCUUUGUUCAAGAAUGAAAACUGCCCAAAGGUGAUAAGCUGUGAGUUUGCACACAAUAGCAACUGGUAUAUCACUUUCCAGUCAGACACAGAUGCACAACAGGCUUUUAAAUAUUUAAGAGAAGAAGUUAAAACAUUUCAGGGCAAGCCAAUCAUGGCAAGGAUAAAAGCCAUCAAUACAUUUUUUGCUAAGAAUGGUUAUCGAUUAAUGGAUUCUAGUAUGUAUAGUCAGCCCAUUCAAACUCAAGCACAGUAUGCCUCACCAGUUUUUAUGCAGCCUGUAUAUAAUCCUCACCAACAGUACUCGGUCUAUAGUAUUGUGCCUCAGUCUUGGUCACCAAAUCCUGCACCUUACUUUGAAACACCACUGGCUCCCUUUCCCAAUGGUAGUUUUGUGAAUGGCUUUAAUGCACCAGGAUCUUAUAAAACAAAUGCUGCUGCUGUGAAUAUGCCUCGACCAUUCCAAAAAAAUCGUGUGAAGCCUCAUUUCAGGUCAUCGAGUGGUUCAGAACACUCCGCAGAGGGGUCUGUGUCAUUGGGGGAUGGACCAUUAAACAGAUCUGGUUCAAGGAACUUUACAACUGAGCGGCAUAACCCUACAGUAACAGGGCAUCAGGAGCAAAGCUACCUUGCAAAAGAAACUCCUACUAUACAGAUGGAACAGAAUGGGGAUUAUGGUAGGGGCAGGAGAACUCUUUUCAGAGGUCGAAGACGACGAGAAGAUGAAAGAGUCCAGAGACCCCCGUCUUCAUCAGCUGAAGCAAAGGCUCCAACACCAAAGUUUGACUUACUAGCCUCAAAUUUUCCUCCUUUACCUGGAAGUUCAUCGAGAACUCCAGGUGAACUUGUUUUGGAGAGUAGGAUGUCUGAUGUUGUUAAAGGUGUCUACAAAGAAAAGGAUAAUGAAGAGUUGAGAGUUAGUUGCCCAGUGCCUGCAGAGGAUGAACAGACAGACUGCAACCUCUGCCCAGCACUCAGUAUGAGUACCAGUCCUCCAUGUACAGCUGAGCUUCCUGCAUUAAGCACAACUCAGCAAGAAAAGGAUCCAGUAGAGGAUUCCACUGUUCAAAAGGAUGUUCUCAACCAGACAACUAUACCAGUUUCUUCCCCAAGUACUGCAAAGCCAUCAAGGACAAAUAGUACUUCACCAUGUAAUAGUAACAUAAAUGCACCUGUAGCUGUGGCCCUACAGGAACCCCGAAAGCUAAGUUAUGCUGAAGUGUGCCAGAAGCCCCCUAAAGAGCCAUCUCCAGUUCCUGUGCAGCCACUGCGAGAACUUCGCUCCAAUGUAGCCUCUCCCAAAAAUGAAGAGAAUGGAGCUCCUGAGAAGUCCAUUGAGAAAUCACAUGAGAAGCCAGAAGCAAGGGCUAGUAAGGAGUAUUCUAGCUUCCGAGGCAAUACCAUUCCCAGGGGAGCAGCUGGAAAAAUCAGGGAACAGAGACGCCAGUUUGGCCAUAGGGCUAUACCUCAGGGAGUGACUCGACGUAAUGGCAAAGAGCAAUAUGUGCCACCCAGAUCACCAAAGUAAAGAAACAAACAAACAAAAAAACUAUUGAAAAACUUCUCUCUCUUCCCAUUAAACUUGAGCCGUGGCUAUAUUGAACUGUUCUGGAGGGGAGGGGGGUAGCCAGGAAGGAAACAGGAGAAAGUGUCUGUCCUUAAAUCAUUAUGGAUUUUGGAGUUGUGAGCAGUAGAAUCCCAAAAUUCAUCUCUAAAGUGAUUUUAAAAUGCUGGAGGAUUCCAAUCAGUAUAAUAUAUAUAUAUGUAUACAUAUAUAAAAAAUAUAAUUUUUCUAUUUUUGUUUUGAUUUUAAUUUGCAGAGAUCUUCUGCCUAGAAUCAAUUUUGAGGGUUCAGAUUUAGCUUGAAAAAAAAAAAAAAACAUAUUACACAUCCUUCAGUAAAGGAGAUGAGGGAGUGAGAGAAAAUAUUUUUUGAAGAAACAUUUCUGUAAAAUUAGAAAUUACUUUUUUUAAUCUAUUUAAAGUUUGGCUUGGGAGAAUGCCAUCUCUGCCUAUAUGGCCUUGUGUUGCAAAGCAGAUCAGUGGCUAGGGUGCCUGUUGUGUGAGUGUGUGGCAAGAGUGGAUUGAAGCCAAAUCUGUUGUCAUGUUAGUAAAUGAUUUGAAAACUGAAUGUAAUACUUGAGUAGAUUUUUUUUUCCAUUUUGAAAUUCAGUCUGUCUUUUUGACCUUAAUAUUUCAUUCAACAAACUUUUAAGCGCUGAUUGUACUUAGAGAUGUGACUAUCAAUCAGUUUGAUACUCAAGGAAAGAAAGGGGGUUAUUCAAAAAAUCAAAAAUCUGUUUUAGGUCUGAGUGGAUAGGUCAAAUGGACUUCAGAGGUUUAAACUGCUUUGUGAUUUCCUACCCCACCCCACCCCUAAAAUAGGAGACAGGUUUUUUUUGUUGCUUCAUUGUCAUUCUCUGUUCUUUGACUACCCACCCCAAAAGCAAAAUAACCACAUCUUACAGAAUUGUAUGUUUCUAAUUGCCUUGACAGUUUAGUCAAAUCAUAUAACUGUUCUAAUCUCCGAUUGAACAUUGAAGUAGUUUACUCUUCUGUUCAUGUAUUUAGAACUUUAGAUCCCAGAAAUGGUAGGUCAGACUGACCCUACAGUAAUUUAUUUGUGUUCGUGUUAAAGAUGAAACAUUGUAACUGAUUUCUUUAAGUGUUAAGUAGUGUAGAAGUAAAAA